CCUUGCUCCCUAUGUGCACGGGCCAAGGUAACUUGUCGUCAGCUCCCUGUUCCCCAGAGGCCCAAGGAUAAAAAUCGCAUCGGCUGUGCAAAGCCGCCAGCGGCAGACUAUGACAUCAGCAGCAAUGAUUGAUAGUGAACCACAAUAUACUGAUGGCAACUGCCCAUCUACGUCCAGAACUGAGAGAAAUGACACACAGCUAUCUGAGGAGAUGCAUCAGGCGCAUUUCUUGAUGGAAUAUGGCGAAGCAGAAUCUACAAUGGGUAUCGCCCAAAAAAUCUAUGAGCUGGACAAGCAGGUCAUCGAUGAACAAUCCACUUCCGCCAUUCCAGGAUCCCGGACUAGCACGGGUGUUGCUGACCGGCGCGCUGCAGCCGGAGGUCAGCGACGUCCUAUUGCAUCGAUUCUGGGACGGCAUUUGCCUUCCCAAGAUGUCACCUAUUCUUUACUCGAGGAAUACUUUGACACAGUUCACUGGUUUUCUCUCGUUAUCUACGAGCCAACUUUCCGUACAAGACUACAGUCUAUAAUAGAUGGGUUCGCUCAUCCUUCUCAGAAGUCAUUCUUACUUCUUUUGACAGUCAUGCUGGGGAUGAGCGCAUGGUAUCGAUCACAAAGAAUCGUCACAGAUGCAGCCGAUAGUAUUAAGUGGCGGAAAUUGAGUGCCGAUCUCAUGAGUCUUGUCGAACUGCAUGUUGUAGAGUUGAUGGACGAGUCUUCAGUGACAGCAGCUCAAAUUCUAAUUCUAUUUGGGUCGCACCAUGUUUAUCAUGGUCGCCCAAACUUGUCGUUCUCUCUGCUCGGUGCAACUAUCAAAAUGUCCCAGGCUGCUGGGCUACAUCGAGAAUCUCCUGCAGGAAAGCUUGAGGAGAUUGAGGAGCGGAAGCGAGUGUGGUGGACAAUAUAUACAUGGGACCGAUUUGCUUCCAUCACGUACGGUCGGCCAUUGGGAAUUAAUGAUAAGGACUGCAAUCUCAGCAUGCCGGCGGAUAAUUUGGAGAACCCAUAUUUUACUGCACCCGAUUCGGAGCAAGGAUACGCCAUCUGCUAUUCUCCAUAUCAGAGAGAAUUAAACACCCUCUAUCUAACGGCAUCUCCGGCUCUGGAGUUCAUUUUCGGCUCGCGCACUUCGGGUUCCUCUAAGGCAUUGACCGGGGACGUUUACAUUGAACUAGUGAAAGAAGCGACCCAGAAUCUCCAGAAGUGGCAGAACAAUCUUCCCGACCACUUGACUCUGGACUUUGACCGAGAUUUCGAAAUUGAUAGUGGGCCGAGUGCAAGAGCGCAUGCACUACAAUCCCUGUCGUUGCAAUUAACCUACGACAAUGUUCUCAUUGUCCUCCACCGGCCGUUACUGGCAAGGCAAGUCAGGCAUCUGUCAAUAAGUCAUCCCACUUCUGGGGCAAGGCUUGGAACGGAAUCUCCCAUUUCACACCCUGAAGCAGGCUCACCAGCUCAGAAGCUGUCACCGUUCGAAGCCAUGUCCCCGAAUGAGCCGGUCAAAAGUUCAAUGCAUUGGUGGAAUGCUGCCCUCAGGACAUCGCGCGUCACAGAAGUGCCGGUACUUGCUCAGCUUGCAACAGAUAGCCAUCUUGUCGCCUUUCUUGCCAUCAAUAUAUUCCAUGCUGCAAUCGUACUGGCAGUCAUGGCCCUAUCAGACCCAUUAUCAGAUUCAACCCAAGUGGCGAAGCGUACAAUCACCCGGAUCUUACGUCUACAGAGCCUUUUGGGUGAACGGUCAGCUUUAUCAAGACAAAGUACGACCGUCUUGAAAAAUGUGGUUACUCUGAUUCUUCGCCGUGAAUCGGAGGCCAUCCUGGCUCCAGUCACAGGAAACAGUCAACAGGAAGGGCACACGUCAUCUAUGGGAUCUGCGUCCAUAUCCGUGGAAGACACCCUACGACUGCCCCUGGAUGCCCCAAUAACUCAGACCGAUAAUUCAUUACGGCGGCCGACAUGGCCAGACUAUGGCAGGAUGCAUCGGUUGAAUGAGAGUCUAGCAUCAGUUCAAAAUGUUAUUCCUUCUGGCAGGGAUGGUAACCUCCAUGACACACACGGCGCAAGAGACAGUCAAGAACAGCUGCCUGAUACUCAGGAGCACGCCCCAGCUGAGAACUCGUGGCAUGGGUCGUUCGAGAAUAACUGGAAUGACACUAGCUUCCCCUUGGAAGUUCCAGAUAUCGCCUCAGAUGCCUUUGGUGACAAUGGACUGUACUGGCUAUGGGACAUGUCAUGGGCCGGAGUGGAUCCAUGAAGCUAGCAAAUCUAUUUAACACGCAAAGCGUCCUACAG
Aspergillus neoniger CBS 115656 is the source of this 2292-nucleotide messenger RNA. RefSeq names its product fungal specific transcription factor domain-containing protein. The coding region runs from base 110 to 2254 and encodes 714 amino acids. Lineage: Eukaryota; Fungi; Ascomycota; Eurotiomycetes; Eurotiales; Aspergillaceae. Gene Ontology annotation, molecular function: DNA binding; zinc ion binding. The transcript is spliced from 3 exons. Gene Ontology annotation, biological process: DNA-templated transcription. The record is from RefSeq and is a predicted model, not a curated record.